CACACACAUGGUUUCAGCCAAAACAAAGACAACAAUACCCUCGCCCACCAAAUUUUCCAAAGGUUGUUGUUUUUGUCCAUUAAUUUUAUUUUGUCUCUUCUCUUCCCCGUCGGUGUUUAUUGAUACUCUCGACGAUGACUUUAUUAAUAGUGAGUUUUUAAAUCUCCUCAGAUGUUCCUGUAUGUUCUCCUGGCAUGUGUUGGGAUCGCGCAGUGUUAUCCUGGUGGACAGGUCAGCGGAUCGUGUGGAUCUUUGAUGCCUGUUCACGGGUCUAACGCUCAGACCAGCAAUUCUCCGUUCACCGUUACUGCUGGCAAGACCACCUUUAAAGAGGGAGAUGAAAUCACAGUAUCUCUAAACGCACAAUCAGGAGAUUUUAAAGGAUUUAUGUUACAAGCAAAUCUAGUUGGAUCGAAUAAUCCCAUUGGCACUUUUACUGUGACGGACAGUGCAGCACAGGGCCUCAUCUGCGAUAGUGUGGCUAAUAGAGCAGUUUCUCACAAAACAAGCUCUAUAAAGACUUCAAUGCAAGCUAAAUGGACGGCCCCUACAUCCGGACAGCUUGGCAAUAUAGAGUUCAGAGCAACAUUUGUUAGAACUAAACAAAUCUUUUGGGUUGGUGUCAAGAGCUCUGCUGUUGUGUAUAAUGGUACAGGAACAACUGCUACUGUAGCUCCGACUGUUUCAUCAAACCCUGAUUGUGGGAAAACCAAAGUCUGCUUCAGUCAGCCUAGCAACUGUGACCCAACUACCAGCACAGACUGUUACUUCAUGGCAGUUCAGACAUCAUCUAACCAAUCUGAAAUGACCAUCGAAAUGUUUGGCCUGGCUGAUGGAUAUGUCGCCAUUGGGUUUUCAGAUGACCAGAACAUGGGCAAUGACGACGUCUACAUCUGUAGUAAGAACAGCAGCGGCCUCCUCCAAGUGCAACACGCUUAUUCCACAGGAAAAGAGACUCCAAAUAUUCUCUCACUGGGGAAUGUGACUAAUAUCAAGACAGCGUUGACGAAUGGAAAUAUCAAUUGUUCUUUUACUUCUCGUAAUGCCAUUAGCACAGGAAGUAGAGCAACGUCCACCAGCCAGUAUUACCUCAUGAUUGCUUCCGGACCCUCCAGUCAAGGUAACAUCCAGUUCCACACAACCAAAUAUGUCAGUAGCACCAAGGCUGAUUUGCUGAAUCCAUCCAUGGUCACCGCAAACAGUGAAGAAUUCCCAGCAAUCGUUAAAGCCCAUGGUGCCCUGAUGUUAAUCGCCUGGAUGACCACGGGCAGUAUAGGGAUGAUGAUAGCACGCUACUUAAAGGGAGUUGCCAAGGGCCAAUGUUUAGGCGGGAAAGAUUUCUGGUUUCUGGCCCACGUGUCUCUGAUGGUCCUGUCAGUCAUAGCCACAGCCAUUGCAUUUAUACUGGUGUUUUCUUAUGCGCAGGAUUGGGCUGGGGGAGCUCAUCCUGUCCUGGGCUGUAUAGUGAUGGUCCUCAGUCUCGUUCAGCCCAUAGUUGCUGCUUUCCGCUGUGAGCCGCAGCAUGAGCGGAGGUUUAUUUUCAACUGGGCCCAUUCCUUUAUUGCUUUAGCUAUCAAAGUCCUCUCAGUUGCUGCAAUUUUCACUGGUCUGGAACUGUUUGAAGAAUAUAAGACGGAUGGAUGGAUGUUGAAAGUUAUGGGAGGUUUUAUUACCUGGGAGGCUCUGAUAUACAUUCUUCAAGAUCUUAACUUUCGCGCCAGGAAAAAAGAUUCUGAUAUUUGCAGCUUUGGAUCGAUGAAACCUGAAAUAGUCCUGCUUAUGGUGUUUUUGUUGGGAAACCUGGCCUUCUUGAUAGCACUUCUUGUUGGAAUAGGGACGACUUAAGUUCAGCCAAUACGCAUCGGCCUUCCUCACUGGUUGAAGCAAUGUUUUGACACUAUCAUUGUACAAGUAUAGUGUUUAUAUAUAUAUAUAUCAUACGAUCCCAGAAGUCUCUCUACACAAUUUUUUGUUCAUUUUUUAGUUAAUAUUGCAUUCUUUCUGUGCUAAUACCAAUUAUAGAUUCACCAUUGUGCCUUUGAGUGUAAGGACUGUAAGUGUGAGUUGCUAUUAGGAGAAUGUUCUUGCAGUAACUGUCAGUUGCUCACUGAGAUGGAAUAUCAAUAGUGUAAUCACGGUCUCUAAU
Molecule: messenger RNA, 2146 nt
Organism: Rhinichthys klamathensis goyatoka
Lineage: Eukaryota; Metazoa; Chordata; Actinopteri; Cypriniformes; Leuciscidae
Product: putative ferric-chelate reductase 1
Exons: 15
Coding region: 172-1845 (557 amino acids)
Molecular function (GO): oxidoreductase activity, acting on metal ions
Source: RefSeq, a predicted model, not a curated record